This is a messenger RNA of Anthonomus grandis grandis, 1248 nucleotides long. RefSeq names its product endoribonuclease LACTB2. Gene Ontology annotation, molecular function: single-stranded RNA binding; RNA endonuclease activity. The record is from RefSeq and is a predicted model, not a curated record. Gene Ontology annotation, cellular component: mitochondrial matrix. Bases 145 to 1002 code for a protein of 285 amino acids. Lineage: Eukaryota; Metazoa; Arthropoda; Insecta; Coleoptera; Curculionidae. The transcript is spliced from 5 exons.
UUAUUUUAUUUACAUUACGGACGCUAUAAAAGCCGAAGAAGUUCACUGACAAGGGUUAGUUGAAUCGAAGAACUUAUCCGAGUGUCGGUUUUAGUUUAGUGUUUAUCGAAGAUUUCAAUCACUUUAAAAAGGCUGUGCAGCAAAAUGGCUUCAGUCAUACCAGCGGUGACUCAAAUCUCCCCGAAAGUGACCAGAAUCUUGGGAUGCAAUCCCGGAUUUAUGACCCUGCAAGGCACCAAUACCUACAUUGUAGGAACUGGAAAAAGGAGAAUCCUGAUCGACACAGGAGACGCGGACGUCCCACAAUACAUAAACCAUCUUAGGAACGUGUUGACAUUCGAAAAAAUCGAUAUUGCUCAUAUAUUCUUGACUCAUUGGCAUCAUGACCAUGUUGGGGGCCUGGCUGACAUAUUGGAAGAAUUACCAGAGUUUACUAGCAACUGUGAAGUGUGGAAAUAUCCUCGUUAUGAAGAUGGGAAAAUCUAUCAUGAUCUGUGCUCUUUUAAAGAUGGACAAGAAUUUUCAGUGGAAGGGGCCACAAUUAGAGUUUUACAUACUCCGGGGCAUACUACUGACCAUGUCGCUUUUCAUUUAUUGGAGGAUAAUAUAAUUUUUAGUGGGGAUUGUAUUUUGGGGGAGGGUACUGCUGUUUUUGAAGAUUUGCACGAUUAUAUGGAGUCUUUGAGGAUUAUUUUGAGAGCUAAACCCAGUAUUAUUUACCCUGGUCAUGGAAAUAUUAUUUAUGACCCAAUAGAAAGAAUUAAAUUCUACUUGGAACACAGGCAACAACGCGAGCAACAAAUCAUUGAGGUCCUUAUUAACAAUAGCAAAUAUUCAUACACUGAGAGGGAAUUAGUUGCCCUAAUUUACUCAGAAUUGCCUGAAAAAUUGAUGAAAGCUGCUGAGGGCAAUGUGAACCAUCAUCUGCAAAAACUCCUCAAAGAAGAGAAAGUCAAACGUGUCAACUGUAGAUGGCAGUUUAAUGAUGUGACUGUGUAUUAAAAACAUUUUUUUGUCUUUUUAUAUAAGGCUUUGUGAUAUAUUUAGGACUAUAGGGACAUUUUAGUCAGUCUCUGUGGUUACUUUUGACUGGUUCUGUCGAAAUUUGACGUAUGUCAUUUUUUGCUUACUUGUAUAUAUUAUGGUUAGGUUUAAGACUCAUAUACCAUAACUGUUAUCAUAUUUGUGUAUAUCAUUCUCAUGUUCUAGGUUAAAAGAUAUUUUUUGAAUAAAAAUAGUUAAAAAAUA